AUGGGCGUCGAAGACCUCGAAACGUACCAAGUCCAGCUCUCGCAAGUCGAGCUCGCGCUCAGCGCCGACCCCGAAGACACGGAGCUCCAGUCUCUCCGUGACCAGCUCAAGGAGCUCAUCGAGCUCACCCAGGCCUCCAUCGCCGCCUCGUCCGCGUCAAAAGCGGACGCGGCCACCAAGAAGGCGGCCUCGACACCGGCGGGGGCGUCCGCGUCGUCCUCGUUCCCGGCGUCGUCCGCGUCCGCCUCCUCGUCGGCGCCGGCGCCCGCCUGGGCCGCGGGCGACGAGGUGCUCGCGAAGUACUCCGGGGACGGGCAGUGGUACCCGGCGCGGAUCACGAGCGUGGGCGGGUCCGCGGAGCGGCGCGCGUACUCGGUCGUCUUCAAGGGCUACAACAACACGGAGCUCGUCAGCGCGCCGCAGGUGAAGCCGCUCCCCGCGGGACAGGGCGGCGGUGGCGGAGGCGCGGGGGCCGGGGCGGGCGGUGCGGGGGUGAAGCGGAAGCUGAGCAAGGAGGAGGAGGAGGAGCGGGAGCGGAAGAAGAAGAAGAACGAGAAGAAGGUGGAGGUGCGCGCGGCGAAGGCGAAGGAUCAGCAGAACAAGCAGGCGAGCUGGCAGAAGUUCGCGAAGAAGAGCGAGAAGAAGGGGAUCCACAUCGCGGGCGUCGCGGGCACGAGCAUCUUCAAAACACCCGAAAACCCGCUGGGGAGGGUGGGCGUUACGGGGAGCGGGAAGGGCAUGACGGAGACGGCGACCCGAGUGAAGCAUAAGUUCGAGGUUACGGAUGACCCGAACGCUUAG
Messenger RNA from Epithele typhae, 801 nucleotides. RefSeq lists its product as uncharacterized. The coding region runs from base 1 to 801 and encodes 266 amino acids. Gene Ontology annotation, molecular function: RNA binding; DNA-binding transcription factor activity. Gene Ontology annotation, cellular component: nucleus; cytoplasm. Gene Ontology annotation, biological process: negative regulation of DNA-templated transcription; mRNA processing. NCBI's taxonomy places the organism in Eukaryota, Fungi, Basidiomycota, Agaricomycetes, Polyporales, Epitheliaceae. The record is from RefSeq and is a predicted model, not a curated record. The transcript has 2 exons.